Messenger RNA from Penicillium oxalicum, 1089 nucleotides. Its product is annotated as INSIG family protein. The record is from RefSeq and is a predicted model, not a curated record. Gene Ontology annotation, cellular component: endoplasmic reticulum. Gene Ontology annotation, biological process: sterol biosynthetic process. NCBI's taxonomy places the organism in Eukaryota, Fungi, Ascomycota, Eurotiomycetes, Eurotiales, Aspergillaceae. The transcript is spliced from 2 exons. The coding region runs from base 1 to 1089 and encodes 362 amino acids.
AUGUCAGAGAAACCUCGCAUCUUACAGCCGCGCCCGCGUCGUGUCUUCGAAAUCAAUCCGGGGUCAGAAGAGUCCAGCGCGCCCCCGACGCCGGGCGAACCUGCACACAACGAUUUCCUCAAUCCCGCAGGCGGGGACACAGCAGCCAACUCGACCAGUGUGAGUCGAACGGGCUCAAUCCUGAACCUCACCUCGUCCACUCUAUACGGCAUCUAUUCCCCCACCGCAUUCGACAGCCUUCGAGAUGAGUCCAGCCCCUGGGGCACCGAGUCCUACGAUCCGGCUUCCCAGCCCUCAGAGCCCGCGCAACGGUCAGCCGAAAAGAAUGCUUUGGAUUCUCGUCGAUUCGCUCUGCAGCGGACACGCUCACGGCUGAGCCAGGGCAUGUUUCGUGGUGUUUUGCUGCCACAAAUGUUAAGCAGUGCUCUACUCUUUGGCUUCGGGCUUGUCUAUGGUGUAAUCACCGUGCACUUGCACGACAAUCACUGGAUCACGCCGGUCAAGUUGGAAAACACUCACUACUAUGACUCGUGGCAAUACCUGGGCUUCUGGGGGCUGGCGGGCAUUGUCCUGGGAAAUACCUUACCGUGGUUGGAUAGAUGGCGCGAAAGUGAUGUGGCGGAAGAUGACGCCAAGGAAGAGGAUGAUGUGAAUCGCACCCCAUCAUGGGUCGCCGUGGCUCGUAGCGUCGGCGCAUUCGUGGGAAUUGCAUUCGCCAUGCGCCGCCUGCCGUGGGAAUCUACCACGCAAGCCUCCCUGACCCUGGCGCUCGCAAACCCCGUCCUUUGGUAUCUGAUCGACCGCACCACCACCGGAUUUGUCCUCUCGACCACCGUGGGUGUCGCUGGCAUGAGUCUCGUUCUUGGAAUGAAGCCCGAGAUGAUUCCUGCAUCCACGGGUUCGACUUUCGGCACAACAUUGCUCAAUGGAACGGGACUGGAGAACACACUAGGAGCAGAGGUUUCGCAGGAGAGCAUCGCGGUGCGCACCUGGGUUGCGAGCGUGCUUUUCUGCGCCUGUGUUUGCUUUGGCAACAUUGGCCGUCAACUGGCCAUUGGCGCGCCGGGCGCUGAGACACUCAAGGCCUGA